CGUUCGUUCGUUCGUUCGUCGCUCGCUUACUCGCUCGUUCGUUCGUUCGUUCGUUCGUUCGUUCGCUCGCUCGCUAGCUAGCUAGCUAGCUAGCUCGUUCACUCUUCCGCCGUCGGUCUCUAUCGUUUUCUUCUGUCUCUCGUGCGCCCGCCAUUGAAGUAAUCAAGUAACUGCGAUGUGUGAUAAUACUAACACGACGACGCAGAGUAUAGCGGACUACCUGUCACAAUUACUAAAGGACAGAAAGCAGCUAGCUGCUUUCCCAAAUGUCUUCAUACACGUAGAACGACUGCUGGACGAAGAGAUAGCAAAGGUGAGGGCGAGCCUUUUCCAAAUCAGCGGCGUCAAAAAGGAGCCGCUGGUUUUGCCAGAACCCGAAGGCGAGGUCACUACGCUUAUGGAGAAGGUUUAUGUGCCGGUCAAAGAACAUCCAGACUUCAAUUUCGUUGGAAGGAUUUUGGGUCCUCGCGGAAUGACGGCGAAACAAUUGGAACAAGAAACCGGUUGCAAAAUAAUGGUGCGAGGAAAAGGUUCGAUGAGGGAUAAAAAGAAGGAGGAACAAAACCGGGGUAAACCUAAUUGGGAACAUCUAACAGACGAAUUGCAUGUUCUACUGACUGUUGAGGACACAGAAAAUCGUGCAACCUUGAAACUUGCUCGAGCCGUUGAGGAGGUCAAGAAGCUUCUCGUGCCCCAGGCUGACGGUGAAGACGAGCUAAAAAAGAGGCAACUGAUGGAACUCGCCAUUAUAAAUGGUACCUAUCGAGAUUCCAACACGAAGGUUGCCGCUGCUGCAGCCUGUGACGAGGAAUGGAGACGCGUGGCUGCGGCCGCAGCGGAAACGCAACGUCUUUUGCCUGGUUUGGCGACACCAAUGAGGACACCAAGUGCUCCAUUAGGAGCACCGUUGAUAUUAUCUCCAAGGAUAUCGGUUCCAACUACUGCAGCAUCUUUGCUUAAUGGCUCGGGUCCUCCAGGAUCUCUUCUAUCAGCUGGUGAUCCACAUGGACUGAUCUAUACACCUUAUGCGGACUACGCCAAUUAUGCUGCGUUAGCAGCCUCGCCACUUCUCACCGAGUACGCCACUGCGGACCAUUCUGGUGGGUUGUUCGCUCGCUGAUCCUCUGUCUCUCUCUCGUCUUUUCUUUUAAAACCAAAAAAAAAGAAAAACAAAAGAGAAAAUCCCGACAAGUCGACCGAAACAUCAACGACUAUCGUCUCUUCCAUCACAGACACUCGCACCUACCACCACUCCACCCUAUUCUAUCCAUCCUUUGGCCCUAGCCUAUCUCAAUUUUCCGCUCCAACAAAAUCAUACAACCGGAAAUAUUUUUUUGUUUUCUUUUUUUUGUUUUUUGCAAGCUUUUUAUUUUUUUCUUCUCAACUACUCUCGAACGUUUCCUCGUCAACCUUCCUUACGGGAUCUACGUGAUCCAGAAAGCUACGUGCCUCUCUACGCUGGUCUCGAUCCUAGAGCGAAGCUUGACGUCGAACGUUUUUCUCGAAGAAAAAUCGGAUUUUAUAAUCGUCCUUAAAAGACGAAUUGUCUCGUUAAUUUUAUUAUUAUUAUUAUUAUUAUUAUUAUUAUUAUUAUUAUUAUUAUAUAUUAUAAUAUUAUAAUAUUAUAAUUAUUAUUAUUAUUAUUAAUAUUAAUAUUAUUAUUAUUAUUAUUAUUUUUAUUUUUAUUACUAUUAUCGGUAAUGUUUAGUGUCAUCGUUUUCGGUAAGUGCAAGUUUAGGAAGAACAGCAAAGCCGAAUCAGUCAUUUACUAGUCGCCGCGUCACAGUCGGGAUAAUAAAGAUUCUUUUAGAGUAAAAGUACACACAUAUAUUGUGCCCUUUCGAGCGUAAUAAUGGCGGCUACCGGUGUACAUAGACGCGAUAGCAAAAAAUGAUGCUCCCCCAUAGUGCCUCGAAUAAAAUGAGCCUGUUAGGAAGGUAUAGGUGUGAUAGGAGGAUAGGCAUUCUUUUUCUAUUAUUAUCAUUGUUUUCUUUUUUUUUUUUUUACAUCCUUCUUUUCAUGACGUACUUGC
Messenger RNA from Vespula pensylvanica (western yellowjacket), 2032 nucleotides. It is a transcript of the gene how, whose product is annotated as protein held out wings. Gene Ontology annotation, cellular component: nucleus. Bases 176 to 1120 code for a protein of 314 amino acids. Lineage: Eukaryota; Metazoa; Arthropoda; Insecta; Hymenoptera; Vespidae. The transcript is spliced from 6 exons. Gene Ontology annotation, biological process: regulation of mRNA splicing, via spliceosome. Gene Ontology annotation, molecular function: mRNA binding. The record is from RefSeq and is a predicted model, not a curated record.